UUCAUGUCCCCACAAUUAUUCGGUGCAUUGCAAAAAGCUAUGGCUAUAAGUGCCUCUUCCCCCUCACAAUUAACUACUUUAUUGAAUAAUUCAAACAAUCAACAACAACAAAAUGAUCAAAAUUCGACAACGAAUAAUUCGAAUAACCAGAAUACUUCAAAUAUUGCUACAAGUGUUUCUUCUGUAGCUAAUUUACCGGCUAAUGCAAAUGUUGGGUCGGGAGAGUUGUGUGUAGUUUGCGGUGAUAAAGCAUCGGGCUUCUUCAAACGCUCUAUACGUAAACAAAUUGCCUAUGUUUGCCGUGGCACAAAAGAUUGUCCAGUUACUAAAUUCCACAGGAAUCGCUGUCAAUUUUGCCGAUUAAAGAAAUGUUUGACUAAUGGGAUGAAAAGUGAAUCUGUCCAAGCUGAACGUCGGCCAAUGAAUGCAGCUUUGGCGGCCGCGUCCGCUGCUAUUUCUACUAGUUGUAGCAGUAAUAAUAAUAACCAUAGUUCUUCAUCUGCUGUAGCUGCAGUUGUUGCGACUUUAAGAAAUCGUUUUCCUUCAAUUAAUGCAUCUAAUUUGUCCCUUCCUUCACAUUCUUCAACUUCAUUUUUAUCGUCUUCUAACCAAUCCUUAACUACAAAUUUAUUUAAUAAUUGUGUACUGUCCACUUCUACCCCGUCUUCUUCUGCUUCGUUUUCAACACUAAAUCAAACAAAUUGUGGAAUUAGUUUUACACCAACCAGGAAACGUACUUUAACUAAAGAUGAUGAUAGAGGAGGGGAAGAUAAUUUUAGAAAUUCUCCUCCUGAACAACAACAACAAAUUUUAUCCAAAUCAAGUCAAUACAACAACAUACAACAAGGUCUUCUAGCAUUCGUUAACCGACACCAUCAACAACAACAUUUACUUCAACAAUCUUUACAACUUAACGAAACGUCUUCAACGGCUCCUUUUUGCUCUGAAAGUUCUUCAACAUUAAUUCCUUCCUUUGGCAACAUUACAAGUCCAAUAACAACAACUACUUCUCCUUUGUUAAAAUCAUUUUUUACGAAUACUUCGGGAAAUAUAUUAAAUCUAGGAAGAGGAACUAUUGUUUCUCCUCGUAAUCAUCAACAACAAACAAUUAUUGGAAGUCAAAGCUCUACAAGUACUUCUUCACAAUCACCCCCUUCUCCAUCAACUAAUGAAUUUGUUGGAAGUAGUAACAGUUUUUUGGCACAUUUGUUAAAUAGAGAAUUUAUGGGGCAGAAUUAUAAUAAUCAACAACAGCAACAUUCUGAUAUGGCUACAGAUUUUGUUGUUGGAUUCCAGAAUGCCCACCACCAACAGCAACAACAACAACAAUUAUUAAUGGUUGAUUUAAACAACCAACACCAUCAACAACAUUCUUCAACUACCGGAUCUUCGCGUGAUUCAACAAUUUCUGUCAAUGCUGUAUUGUCUGCUACAACCUCAACAAACAUUUCAAUACAUCCCCCACAAAAACAUUCUUUAAUUAGUUCAGAAUUAAUAUUUGAAUAUACGGAUCAACCAUUGAUAGAUACACAAAGUGUGAUAUUUGAUUUGCCUAUUCCUGCUAGACCUUCUUUGGAUAAAAAUGGAGAAGGAAAUAAAGGAAAUGAUUCUUCUUCUCAAGAUCAUAAACAAGCAUUGGGUUAUAUUUGUGAAAGUGCUUCUCGUCUUCUUUUCCUUUCAGUUCAUUGGGUUAAGGGAAUAUGCGCUUUAUCAGACAAACAUUCACUAGUAGAAUGGUUGAUGCGUUUAAGAUGGUGCGACCUUUUUAUUAUUGGUCUUUGCCAAUGUGCUCAGGAGUUGGAUCUGACUUCAAUGCUUCGUAGCAUUCAGGAUCAUCUUGGCAGUCUCUUAAAAUAUGGUAAUCAAAUUAAUCGUGAUCAUUAUGACAAAUUAUGUUCUCAAAUUAACCAAUUACUUAAUCUAGAGAAGCGCAUACGUAAUCUCAAUUUAUCAGCUACCGAAUUUGCUUAUAUGAAAGCUAUUGCUUUUAGUACUGAAGGAUUGCUUGAAGAUGCUCAAUUUGUACCAUUUUUGCGCCAGUUUAAUUCUCGAGCUUGCCAAGAGCUUUUUGCUCAUACUAUUGCUGCCUUUACUCAUUCAAGUAAUUCUCAACAUUUUUUUGUUGAGGAGAAACAGCGAUCUAAUUCUGAAGAGCCUCCAACAAAGAGGAAAAGGCUUCUUUCGUGUAGCAGCAAGAAUGGCAAUGAAGCGACAAAUUUUUGCUUACCCGAAGCUGCUUCAUUUACUGAUAGACAUCAUACUAGAAGCAAAAGCAAAGAUAUUAAUAAUGCUACUGAGGAAAGGCCUCAGAGAAGUGAGAGUGAGCCAGUCGGUCUCUUAACUAGAAUAAAUCUAGAAAACGAGAAUAAAUCUCAAAAAACGCCUGAGGCAACAAUUUUAAAAGAUAAAAUUCCUUCAAUAGCAGAUAAUCAUUUAACUUCAUUAAUUUCUGCAAUAGAGAGGCAUUCACAACUUCUUCAGUUAUUACCUAUUUUGCGCUUAUUUAAUGAACAAUUAAUUGUAGAAUUAUUUUUCAGUGGAUUAAUUGGCAGUCUUUCGAUAGAAACAGUCAUCCCUUUUAUUUUAAAUACUGACACUGAACAAAUAUUUGAACAACGUAAAAAUCCUCCACAACCUCCCCCUCCUCCACCACCUCCACCGCCAACAUCCCAAUCCUCUUUUGCUUCUUCUCUAAAAAAUCAAAAUAAUCCAGCUUAUUUUUGUUGCAAAAAAGAACCGAAAGAAGAAUUAGAACGGGACUAG
Messenger RNA from Meloidogyne enterolobii, 2763 nucleotides. The record is from the annotation of a GenBank genome assembly. Lineage: Eukaryota; Metazoa; Nematoda; Chromadorea; Rhabditida; Meloidogynidae.